UAUAUUCAUAUCAGAAUUGCCUCAAUCAUUUCCACCAAGACUCGAAGCUAAGAGUAGCUAGCCAAAGCUAAGAAAUUUUAUAUCUCUUAACAUCAUAUAUAUAAACUUCCCACCUUCCUCCCUCUGCACCUCCUUCCCAUUCUUCUUUCAUCUUUUCCCUCUUUUUGAAAUCUUUCCCCAAAUCCCUCUUUCUCUCUUUGUCUCAAUUGAGAAGAAGUUUUAGGAAUCUGGAAUAUUCUUACUACUGUCUCGAAAGGUGACUUUCUGAUACCCUUGUUCUAUCCAUCUCUUGACAACACGCACAGAGAGUAAAAGGAAGAAUUACCUUGGCAGAACAAACCAAGAUUUCUCAAUCAUCCCCUUUCACUAGUCAUUUUAUUUUAUAAAAACGAUUACACACAUCUCCUCAAACAAUCGAAUUGAGUGAAGAGCAAACUCGCAAACAUGGCACCCUCAACUCGCUCCUCUGUGGGCAACACCCUCGUUGAGGAAAAGCAACCUCAGCAUCUUGACAUGCAUGGAAAUGUCUUUGAACUCCCAAAUUAUACCAUGAAAGAAAUUUACGAUGCUAUCCCAGCUCAUUGCUUCAAACCCUCCAUCAUUCGAUCAAUGGCAUACGUUGUCCGCGAUUACUUCUACGUCUCUACCCUCAUCUACCUCGCCCUUACCUUCAUCCCAAUGCUUCCAAAUCCAUACCUUAGAUUCGCCGCUUGGGUCGCAUACACCACUGUUCAAGGACUCGUUUUCACCGGUAUUUGGAUUUUGGCACAUGAAUGUGGACACGGUGCUUUCAGCAAGAACAAGAGAUUGAACUGGACUAUGGGACUGAUCAUGCAUUCUUUCUUACUUGUGCCAUUCCACUCCUGGAGACUUUCCCACUCUCAACAUCACAAAGCUACCGGAAACAUGGAUAAGGAUACUGCCUUCGUUCCACACACCAGAGAGAGUUGGAUUCAGAGAAACUUUGGAGAGAAGGCCAAGGCCAAUAUGAUCGAGUUUGCUGAAUUGGCAGAAGAUUCCCCAAUUCUCUCGCUUUACAAUGCAUUCAUUCAUCAAUUUUUUGGAUGGCCAGGUUAUUUGAUUGCCAACUUGACUGGACAAGAUUACGAUGGUGCCAAGGGAAUGAGAAUCUCUCACUUCUAUUUCGGAGAAGACAGUGUCUUUUACAAGAAGCACGAGUUGCCUUUGAUCGCCUUGAGUGACGUUGGUGUUGCUGUUAUGAUUGCCGCUUUGAUCUGGGCUGGUCAAGUCUUCGGGAGCUUCAAUGUCAUUGUUCUUUGGGGUGUUCCAUGGUUGUGGGUUAACAACUGGAUUGUUGGUAUUACCUUCCUUCAACACACCGACGCAUCCAUGCCCCAUUACAACAACAAUACCUGGAAUUUCGCCCGUGGUGCAACCGCUACUAUCGAUCGUGAUCUCGGUUUCAUUGAUACCCAUCUUUUCCACGACAUCAUCGGUACCCACGUUUGCCAUCACUUGGUCUCCACCAUCCCAUUCUACCACGCCGGAGAAGCAAGCCAACACAUCAAGAAAGUUAUGGGUCAACAUUACAAAGCCGAUGUCAAGACUCCUUUCUGGACCGCCUUCUGGAGAAACCAACGUACAUGCAAAUUCGUCGAAGAAUCCGAGGGUAUGGAAGGAAGUGGUGUCUUCAUGUACAGAAACUUGUACAACAGAGAGGGAGAAGUCCACGCUAAGGAUCUCACCAAUGGUCAAGCUUCUAUUGCUAAGUCAGAGAAGCCAACAGUCUCAAAGGUCGUACCAGUUGGCUCUAUGGCUACAGCAAUGAGCACCAGCAGAAACAUGAAUGCAGGAAGAAGAUUGAGUCAAAGUGUUCAAGAGAGAGCAAAGGCUGGAUUACCUCUUUUGGCUGAAGUUAUGGGGGAGUGAAUAGGGAAUAGGGGAUGAGAUGUUUGACAUGAAGAGUUGUGGAUAUAAUUGACCACGUGCAUUGGUGGAUGGAGUUGGGGAGUUUUCGCUUGCGAGUUAAGAAGAUACUUGGGUCACAACACGAUAACAGACUCAAGAUAUAUAGGUUCAAAUUAAAUCUUGGAAUCCCGGGGCGAGAUAUCCUUCUUUUUAGAGAUAGAUUAGCUGUUCGGUUGCAUCUUCUGGUGUACAUAGAGCGAUAUGGACUAGACUGGAUAGAUGGUUUAGAUUAAAUUCGACUAGACUAGACCACGGCAAUACGUUUAGAAUAGAACAAAAGCGUUAUUACACUCUUUAUAUUCUAUCGCUUUGAGCUUUCCAUUGAUUUUGUGGUUGUGAGGUGUAUGGGGUGUAAGGUGAUUCCAUUCAAGUGGCUAUGUCAGACUCA
Botrytis sinoallii is the source of this 2317-nucleotide messenger RNA. RefSeq lists its product as uncharacterized. The transcript has 2 exons. Bases 445 to 1890 code for a protein of 481 amino acids. The record is from RefSeq and is a predicted model, not a curated record. NCBI's taxonomy places the organism in Eukaryota, Fungi, Ascomycota, Leotiomycetes, Helotiales, Sclerotiniaceae. Gene Ontology annotation, molecular function: oxidoreductase activity. Gene Ontology annotation, biological process: lipid metabolic process.